This is a messenger RNA of Closterium sp. NIES-65, 597 nucleotides long. NCBI's taxonomy places the organism in Eukaryota, Viridiplantae, Streptophyta, Zygnematophyceae, Desmidiales, Closteriaceae. The record is from the annotation of a GenBank genome assembly.
AUGAAGAUCACGUCAAUCUUGAUUCUCAAGGAUACAGAAGAUGGGGAGCCAGUGUUGCUAGCGAGUGCUACGGACCUUAGCAGUUUCGGCUACUUUCAACGAGGCACGGUCAAGGAGAUGAUCUGGUUUGUUUCGCGAACGAUCGCCAGACGAACACCUCCUGGCCGGCGACAAAGCGUCGAGCACGAAGAGUACUUGGUGCAUUGUUACAACCGUAACAACCUCGUCGGCAUGGUGUUCGCGAGCGCCGCCUAUCCAACCCGCAGCGCCUUUUCCGUGAUCAACAAGGUGCUGGACGACUACGUGGCGGCGAAGGGCGACUCGUGGAUGCAGGCGACGGCGGACGACCGCGAGCAGCACGCGUUCCUCGAGGACGCCAUCGCCAAGUUCCAGGAUCCUGUGGAGGCGGAUAAGCUGAUGAAGAUUCAAAAGGAGCUGGAUGAAACUAAGUUCAUUCUGCACAAGACGAUAGACAGUGUGUUGGAGCGGGGGGAGAAGCUGGACACCCUGGUGGAGAAGAGCAAUGACCUCAGCAUGGCAUCCCAGCUUUUCUAUCAGCAAGCCAAGAAGAACAACCAAUGCUGCAAGAUGGUGUAA